This is a messenger RNA of Didymodactylos carnosus, 567 nucleotides long. Lineage: Eukaryota; Metazoa; Rotifera; Eurotatoria; Philodinida; Philodinidae. The record is from the annotation of a GenBank genome assembly.
AUGACAGAAAAUUUAUCUUGCUCUAGUUUAACAAAAAUUAGUACGGCAAGGAUCACAAUGAUUGUUCCAACUCGAUUACGUAGUGAAGCACGUGCUAAAGGUAGAGAUGAUUUUAAACGUGUUAUUAGUUCAUACGCACUUCAACAAGUGCGCCGAUGGGAAAAACAUUGGAUAACAAUCACCGAUACAUCGAUUCGUGUUCAUAAAUGGAUGCCGUGUGCCGUUCUUGAUAAGGAUCUUGUUACAACAAGAACGAAACUAUCUAAAUUACAACCAACAUCACCAACAGAAACCUCGUCACAAGUAUUACCUACUCCAGAAGCAAAUGAUACUCAAAAUUCGUUGACACAAGAUACACAAAUGAUACCGUCCCCACAGGACCAGGAAUCUACACAAAUGUUGGUAAAUGGAAGUCAAAUGACCGUGGAUGGUUCACAAUACCAGGAUGAAAAUACAAUUGAUAGUUUGUACAGUAAUCAAGAUUCGAAUCAAGAAGUUUGGCCAACUGCCACAGCACAACAUCACCAUAUGACGCAAGAAUCAAACGAUACAACAAUAAGUCAAUAA